Eucalyptus grandis is the source of this 2286-nucleotide messenger RNA. RefSeq lists its product as uncharacterized. Bases 183 to 2225 code for a protein of 680 amino acids. NCBI's taxonomy places the organism in Eukaryota, Viridiplantae, Streptophyta, Magnoliopsida, Myrtales, Myrtaceae. The record is from RefSeq and is a predicted model, not a curated record. The transcript has 3 exons.
GUACUUCAGUUUCUCCAUUUUUUCCGGUGUCGGUCUCGGGUUGGCAUCUUCUGAGGAGCACUUCUGCGGUUUAUCAGCCCUCGAGUUCAGGGCAAAAGGAUUGUAUGCUCCUCGCGCUUUGGAUGUUUUGGCAAGUGAUUAUCUACUUUAAUUUGCUGUGAGCACACCUGAACGAAGCUGAGAUGAGUUUGAUUAGUUGGAUUUCCUUGGUAAUCAGCACCGUGUUGCGGCUGUUAAAAAGCCUGUGGGUGGGUUGGGGGAUUCAGCUCUUGGUUGCCGCAAGCCUUGCUUGCGAGAUUGUUCUCGCAAUAUUAGGCAACCGUCGGAAAUAUGUGACAUCGAUUUUGCCUAGAAUCAUCAUUUGGGCCUCCUAUUUGCUCCUUUCUUACAUUGCGACAAUUGCGCUGGGUAAGCUUACUGUGGUCCGCAUCGAUGAUCCUGACAAUCCAGGUUACAAUGAGGUGUUGGUAGGGCUAUUGGCCCCACUGCUUCUGAUGCAACUCGGGUAUCCAGACAGCAUAACCGCCUACGCGGUGGAAGAUAACCGGCUGGGAUUGAGACAGGUUCUGAACAUUGGAGCUACGGUUGUCAUUGUGGUUUGGAUUCUGAUUCGCUGUUGGGACGGCUUGUCCCCCAUCUCAAGGCUGUACUUCCCAUUGUUUGUGGUCGGUAUCAUGAAAUCAGCGGGGUGGGUCUGGGCUCUCCAAUCGGUGUAUGAUGAGAACUCGAGUGUGACCGCCGAGGACAUAAGAGAAGAAGCCAACAUUCAGCGAGCGUUCGAAGAGUUCCCCCGGGAUGAGAAGUUCAAGCCCGCAAAGGACAUCUUGAAGGCCUAUUUCCGGUUUGAUUGUUUGAAGCCUCACCUUGUGAACUGGCUGUACCACCCUCUGUUCAUAUCCCGCGAUUGGAUGUCCAUCGACAGUUACACCGCUGACCAAGCUUUCUCCGUGACUGAGAUUGAGCUAAACUUCAUGUACGACGUGCUCUACACUAAAGCGCCCAUUCUGUACACUAAUAUGGGCCUCAUAGCCCGCUUUUUCGGAUUCUUCAGCAUAAUGUCUGCCUUGUGUGCUUUUGCUGCGAUCUUCAAGAACGCCUUCUUGAUCGACAUGUACAUCACCUAUACCUACGCAUUACUGAUGGCAGUCGCAUCUCUCGAGCUUUAUCAAAUCUCAAUGCUGGCGUUUUCAGAUUGGGCAGUGGUGAAGAUGAGUGUGAAUCUUAAGGUGCCGCUCGUCCAAAAGCUCCUCCCAUUUCUAGCCAAACAGUGCAUGAAGCAGAGAAGAUGGUCGAGGUCGGUGGGGCAGCUCAAUUUGUUAGACCCCAACCUCUUGUACAAAGAAUUUCCGAAGCCCAUUGCCACGGUGCUUGAUUGGUUUGAGAAAAGGGAGAUCGUCAGGAGGUAUUGGUUACACUCCCACCAGGCCAUCCCCUCGUCCCUCAAGGUGCUGGUUGUUCAAAAUAUGGCAGAGCUAGAGAAGAAAAGACACCUCCUGCCCUUCACAGAAAGAGGCAAGUGGACGCUCGAGACUCACGGCAUCCAAAGGAAACAAGGGUUGAGCGGUAGCGUUGAGACGACAUUUGAAAGGAGCAUCAUUAUCUGGCACAUUGCGACGGAAAUCCUGCACAGAUUGGAGAAUGAGUGCUCCGAUGCUUGUAGGGGAAGCAAACUACUAUCGGAUUACAUGAUAUACCUCCUCGCUCUGCGUCCUUACAUGUUGUCCCUCACUACUGCCGACAUCACACUGGAGUACGCUUGUUGCACACUGUGGCCUUUCUUAAGGUACCGGGACUAUAAUGAAGCAAUUAGCACACUGUCACUGUCGUCACCGGAUGGAGAGGUCCCACCCCCCAUCAAACUAAGAAAGGAGACGAGGAUCACUCGUGACUGGAACGUGUUGUCAGAGGUGCAGAAGCUCGUGGUCGACCUGAGGACACUGGACAAUAAGUGGGAGCUCAUCAGCAGCAUUUGGGUGGAGAUUUUGUGUUUUGCAGCACACAACUGUCAUGUGUAUCACCAUGCCAAGCUACUGAGAAGAGGAGGUGAGCUUAUCACACAUGUGUGGCUCCUCUUGGCUCACAAGACCGACAAGUACCAUUCGAGCAAUGACCAGCUACCUAAAAAUCUUGCUGCCUCAACCAAAUCUAGCUCCUUGGCAAGAGGUUCUUCCAGUUGCUUCCAAAAGAUUUUCGGGAAGGUAGAUGCUAAACACUUAUAUAACUAAGAUGCGCCAUCGUCGCGCACGGAUGGUAAUUUAUGUUAGAAUAUUUAAGUAUCAAAUCAUG